UCUGAGGUCCAGGUGGUCGAGUCUGCGUAAAAACGCACCAACCACACGCAAAAAAACACUUGCGAAAUAGCGAGCGUCAUUAAAAGGAAAAGAAAAAAGGGAAAAGCUCGACCCCUUCAGCUCCUGGCACCUCUCUGAAUGAAUAAGCUGUUUUGAGAGAGAAAGCCUCCUGGAUUUGCCGCUGCGCAAAUAAACCAAAAGAGCGGAACGCGCGUCGGCGGUGCGUCGCUGAGAUCUCUCCAGAAAAAAACACAGGACAGUUCAGGGUAAACUGAAGAAUUUUUUGGCCAAAGAAGGCAACUUUUUCCAAAAAGGUCAAGACGGCUUGUUUCGGCGACAAGCGGAGAUAUGUUCAAGAAAAGCAAGAGUAAAGUGCUGGUGGAUUAUGCGUCAGAGGAAGACGACAUGUCCUGGCACUAUCACCACUCCUACAAGGACAAAGACAUAGAAGGAGAGGAAGAGGAGGAGGAGGCUGCCACUACAGUAUCCAAGGAGGCCAAGGUGAAGAAGAUCAUGUCCAAGAAGGAGAGGAAGGAGAAGAAGAUGUUCUCUUCCAAGGAUGACGAGCACUUCUUGUUGACCGGGGUGAAGCUGGCGGACCGCAGAGGUUCCCACAAGAAAAUCAAGGAUGACGAGAAGGAGAAGGAAAAGAAGGACAAGCCGGAGAAGGGCCUCUGCUUCUGGGAGAGUGUGACCAUGACGAUGAGGCAGAUCUCGCCCACCAAGAAACUGGAGAAGAUGGAGGGCUGGGAGCCGCCUCGCCUGGAGAACUUAACCGAGACUGGGACCGAAGGAGCCCCAGAGGACAAGAGCCAGAACGGGGACUCGCCGGUGUCCUUCCCUGACUCCCUAGGCCUCCCGUUGGAACUGGCUUCCUGGGAGGGCCUGGGUCUUGAGGAGGACUCCUCCCGCUACGCUAACCUGUCGGACUCCAAGGACGCAGUCAGGUGGACGUCCCGCGCCAAAGUCAAACUGGCCGGCAUCAGCAGGAUGAGCAGAGGGAUUGUGUCAGAGAGCGCUUGGGAAGGGUUCAAAUAGUAGAAAUUUGACCUUUUCUUUGAAUAAAGAGGAUGAAGACCUGAACCAAAUAUCUGCUUGUCACUGUCGUCUAGUUCUGGACGAAAACCGAUCUUGUCGUCAACUGGUAUUGAGUGAGACAAUGUAGUCAAGCCCUGAACACAACAGAUGAAGUUUGUCCUUAUUAUUAUUUUAGCCUUGAAGACAAUAUGUGUCCAUUUUUAUCAAAGGGCUGUUUCUGGCAGGAAAUUUGCAACAUAUAAAAAGCCUUAAACUACUGUACCAUUUUAACUGUGAUGUCCACUGGCCUGGCAUUUAGAUCGAUUGUAUAUUGCCAAGAAAUUAGAGGAGUGAUUUUGAAAUGAUAUGAUUAAAAGAAUCAAUGAAGAAUAUGCAAACCUGCUGCCGAAGACUUGACGUCGGUUUUUCCACUUCCUUUCUGUCUACGCAGUUACAGCAUGUGGGUGAAGAGUGCGAAACCGUCAUUUAGACAUCACGAAUGGGCCUCAAAUCUGUGCAAUCGUUUGUGUGUGUGUGUGUGUGUGUGUGUGUGUGUGUGUGAGGUAAAAGAAAGCGAGUUUGUGGAUGGUCAUGACUGCUUAUGCUUGUUGUGUUGUCGGGAGAACGUGGGGGGUGAUAAAUUGCGCAAAGAAUGAAAAUAAAUGCUACCCCCACAGUGUCAUAGACAGAUAUAGACGCUUAAAUCUAACGCUGAACAAUAUUUACAAAAACGUGUGAUGAUGAAAAGAUGAAAUCCAAACCCUGUUUAUACCUGUGCGUGACUCUGUGCACCUGUGAAGUGCCUUGUAUCGAAAGAGUGACAUCAUGUGUUUGCUGUCAAUUUGAACUAGUCCAAAUCACAAACCUGUCCAAGCAGGUGCAGGUGAGUCAACCCAGCAUGCACCUGUGCUGCAACCAGCGAUUGUGACAUCUCCGGGUUUCCAGUUACAAACCCCGUGUCCCCGGAUGUCGGUCGAUUCUUAAAUGCAUCUUUUUUAUUUUUCAGGACUGAAACAAUGAAAAGUAAUGUAAAUUCUACGAUGAUUGUUCUUUUAGGUGAAUGCAAAAAAAAAUUCACUGGUCUUUGCUUCUGUUUUUUUUUUGUUUUGUUUUAACCUGGAUUUUGUUUGACACUGAAGUGUGCUUCACUGCAGCCGGGAGUGUACACGGAUACAGGGGUGCCUGUAUCCUGUAUUUAUUCACUAAAAGGCUGGGUCAUAUUUUCUCAAGCAAAAUAAAGAUUUAGUUUGACUGUC
Acanthopagrus latus (yellowfin seabream) is the source of this 2273-nucleotide messenger RNA. RefSeq lists its product as uncharacterized. The coding region runs from base 349 to 1038 and encodes 229 amino acids. Gene Ontology annotation, cellular component: cytosol; nucleus. The transcript is spliced from 4 exons. Gene Ontology annotation, biological process: spermatogenesis. Lineage: Eukaryota; Metazoa; Chordata; Actinopteri; Spariformes; Sparidae. The record is from RefSeq and is a predicted model, not a curated record.